AAAAUGACAUCUUCAGAAUCAUAUGGGAGUCAACAGACUAGCCGCAAACACAUUGUAAAUAGAAAAAAGAAGAAGACGUAAACAAACUGAAACUCGAAAAAAUGACUCAAAAUUAUAAAAUUCGUAAAUUGGAUAAAAAACAAAAACGCUGUGAAGCUAUUAUACAAAAUGAUUGCAAAAUUAACGCCUCCAAAGAAGAACCUACGAAAUACGUUGGGAUUCUCAAUGCCGGUUUAUCAACAGGUCUCACCGAAGAACUUGUUUUGGAAACAGCGGAAAAAUAUGGACAAAUCAAAAGAUUGUUGAUGUUACCAAGUAAAUCAUAUUGCUUUUUGGAAUGCGCCAAUGUAAGUGAUGCAGUUUCCAUAGUGAAUAAUAUGCAUGGCUUAGCGCAAAUUGGACAGAAUCAAUCGGUAGUAUAUUUAAGUUACUUUGUGGAAUUGCCCGAGGAGGAAAAUUCAUCAUGGCUAAAACCUUUACCAGAUGGUUUAAUCGUAGUUAAAGACUUUGUGACAGAGCAAGAGGAGUAUGAAUUGUUAAAAACUUUAGAAAUUGAAAAUGAUUCCUCAGUUGAUUCAUCUUUAAAGCAUCGUAGAGUAAAACAUUUUGGUUACGAGUUUCUGUAUGACAUUAAUAAUGUAAAUCCAGAGCAACCUUUAGAAAGGAAAAUACCAUCGGAAUGUGAUUUUCUAUGGAAGAGAUUGGAAAAUACUUCUGAAAAGGAUGGUCUUUCGUUUGAAUGGCGAGAACCAGAUCAGCUGACUGUAAAUUCAUAUGAAGCAGGACAGGGAAUACCACCUCAUGUUGAUACUCAUAGUGCCUUUCUGGACCCUAUUCUCUCACUUUCUCUCGAGGGGGAUAUUGUUAUGGAAUUCCGAAAAGGUUUAGAGCGCUCCUCAGUUUUGCUACCUCGUAGAUCAUUGUUAAUAAUGUCAGGAGAAUCGCGUUACGAUUGGACCCAUGGCAUAACACCGAGAGUUAUGGAUGUUGUCUUAACCUCAAAUGGAAAUCUUUCUACAAAGCGCAGAACAAAGCGCACAUCACUUACAUUUAGAAAACUUCGAAAUGGUCCAUGUUUGUGCAAAUACCCAACUUUGUGUGAUUCCAAAUUAAAUCAGAGCUGCUUAGCUACUACCGAUCACAUUGGCAGUGAUAAAGCAGCCCUUCUAGAGGAACUUAAUGUUCACACAGUAUAUGAUACCAUAGCUGAACAUUUUAGUGAAACACGUCACUCCCAAUGGCCACAAGUUGCAGAGUUUUUAAAAAGUUUUAAUCAAUCAUCUGUUCUGCUUGAUGUGGGUUGUGGAAAUGGAAAAUAUCUUAAUUCCAAUACCCAUCUAUUAAAUAUUGGUUGCGAUCGCAGUAAUGGACUUCUUAAACUAUGUAAAUCGCUACAAUAUAAUGUUUUUCGUUGUGAUUGUCUGCAUGUCCCGGUGCGUUCCAAUUCCAUUGACGGUUGCAUAAGUAUAGCUGUAAUACAUCAUUUAGCUACCGCUGAACGGCGCUUAGAUGCUAUAAAAGAACUUGUUCGUAUUUUAAGGCCAUCCGGUAGAGGUCUAAUUUAUGUUUGGGCUAAAAAUCAAAUUGCUGACAAUAAAAAAUCCUCAUAUUUAAGACAAAACAAAUCUAUAAAUAAAAACAAAACAACUGAAGAUGAACUUAGACAGCAAACUCAAAGACAAUUGGAAGAAAAAGCUAAAGAAGCACCAGUAGCACUACCAGUCCACUCAAAUCGUACAACUUUUCAACAACAAGACGUUCUCGUUCCCUGGAAAGUAAAGACAUCUCAAGACAAAGAUGAACAAAAACGAGAAAAACCAACAUUUCUCAGAUACUAUCAUGUCUUCGAGGAAAAUGAAUUGGAUGUAUUACUGCAGGGAAUUUCGGAGGUUAAGAUACUAAAAAGCUAUUAUGAUCAGGGCAAUCACUGUUGUAUAUUUGAAAAAGUCAAAAUCACCGUUGAUUAAAAUAUACAGUAGAAUUUGUUCGAAUUGUUAGUUCAAAAAAAAUUUUAAAAGGAUUUUGUAACACAUUAAAUAAAUAAAAAUUUAAAUAAAAGUAAAUUUUAAA
Molecule: messenger RNA, 2070 nt
Organism: Lucilia sericata (common green bottle fly)
Lineage: Eukaryota; Metazoa; Arthropoda; Insecta; Diptera; Calliphoridae
Product: alkylated DNA repair protein alkB homolog 8
Exons: 1
Coding region: 102-1967 (621 amino acids)
Biological process (GO): tRNA wobble uridine modification
Cellular component (GO): nucleus; cytoplasm
Molecular function (GO): S-adenosylmethionine-dependent methyltransferase activity; tRNA binding
Source: RefSeq, a predicted model, not a curated record